GGGUCGUCUAAUCAGUUUAAUAUUAUCUAUAAUAACUAUAAAAUUUAAAUUUAAAAAUUAAAAACUUUUUUAAAAAUUUAUAUAUGCUUAUAUCAUGAUAAAUUUUAUAUAUGAUCGAGAGCUCCACAGAGUAUAUAUCUCUGGAGCUACUGAGCUACAUGAUAAGUAAAUCCUUAGUUGGUCUGUGGUCAUUUAUUAAUUAACUAUCUGUGGUCAUUUUACGUUUUAAAUUUGUAGGUUAUAUUUUUGAAAAUGCUCGAAAUUUAUAUUUAAAAACAAAUGUUAAUAAAACCCAAUAACAAAUUAAGUUUUGUAUUAUUAAAUAAAGUAAAUAGAUCUAAUAUAAUUAUAAAAUAUGGCAGAGCAAUACAAAUCUCUUCAUCCGGCUAAAUAUUAUCGGGACCAUUUAAAACACGAUAUUCGACCCGAUGGCCGAGAACUUUCAGAUUUCAGACCUGUGGUUAUUAACGUUGGUUCUAUAAAAACUGCCGAUGGUUCAUCAAUUGUUAAAAUUGGAAAUACCACAGUUGUAUGUGGUAUAAAAGCUGAAAUAUCUCGACCUAAGGCAGAUGCUGCAACAAAAGGUUUUUUAGUUCCAAACGUAGAACUGUCUCCAGUAUGUUCCUCCAAAUUUAAACCCGGUCCUCCCAGUGAUCAGGCACAGGUUUUAACUCAGAUUAUUGCUGAUAUUGUAGGAAAUUCUCAAUGUAUCAAUUUAGAAGAGUUGUGUAUAUUUCCAGAUAAAAUAGCAUGGUGUCUUUAUGCUGAUUUAAUUUGUAUAGAUUAUGACGGUUCAUUAAUUGAUGCUUGUGCCUUAGCCCUAAUUUCAUGUUUGAAAGUUGUAUCUUUGCCAGAAGUGUCCUAUGAUCCAAGUUUAGAUAAGCAACAGGUUAAUUUAGAGAAAAGAACGCCAAUAAAUGUAAAUUCUGUGUUUGUUUCAACAACGUUUGCAAUCUUUGAUGACAAAUUAAUUUUGGCAGACCCCACAGUCGAAGAGGAAAAUUUGUGUACAGGCACAUUAACAAUUGUCACUUGUAACGAUGAACUGUGUUAUGUCCAUAAACCUGGCGGAAGUCCGCUAGUAGAUGAACAAAUGUCAGACUGUAUAGAGAAAUGUAUGAAUCGAUCAAACAGUAUAAAGAAACUAAUCAAGACAGCAAUUUUAGAAAAUAUAUGAUGCCUCUACUA
Sitophilus oryzae (rice weevil) is the source of this 1188-nucleotide messenger RNA. RefSeq names its product exosome complex component RRP43-like. The coding region runs from base 356 to 1177 and encodes 273 amino acids. Gene Ontology annotation, biological process: nuclear polyadenylation-dependent mRNA catabolic process; U5 snRNA 3'-end processing; TRAMP-dependent tRNA surveillance pathway. Gene Ontology annotation, cellular component: nuclear exosome (RNase complex); cytoplasmic exosome (RNase complex). The transcript is spliced from 6 exons. The record is from RefSeq and is a predicted model, not a curated record. NCBI's taxonomy places the organism in Eukaryota, Metazoa, Arthropoda, Insecta, Coleoptera, Curculionidae.